Camelina sativa (false flax) is the source of this 669-nucleotide messenger RNA. Lineage: Eukaryota; Viridiplantae; Streptophyta; Magnoliopsida; Brassicales; Brassicaceae. The record is from RefSeq and is a predicted model, not a curated record.
AUGUUGAAGGACGCCGUUUCAGUCAGCAUCUUUAUCCUCCUGGCCGUUUCAGUCACGGCAGACCCGACAUUCAACGACGACGUUUUGGGUCUCAUCGUUUUCAAGGCUGGACUCGACGACCCUCUCUCAAAGCUCGCUUCCUGGAACUCGGAAGACUACGACCCCUGCAACUGGGUCGGUUGCAUUUGUGACCCUGCCACCAAUCGUGUCACGGAGCUCCGACUCGACUCCUUCUCUCUCUCCGGUCACAUUGGCCGUGGCCUUCUCCGUCUACAGUUCCUCCGCGCCUUGGUCCUCUCCAACAACAACCUCACCGGAACCCUAAACCCCGAGUUCCCUCACCUGGGCAGCCUCCAAGUCGUCGACUUUAGCGGGAACCAUCUCUCGGGUCGGAUCCCAGAGGGGUUCUUCGAGCAAUGCGGGUCCUUGAGCUCCGUCUCUUUCGCCAACAACAAACUCACCGGUCCCCUCCCUCUCUCCCUAACCUACUGUUCUACUCUCACCCAUCUCAACCUCUCAAGCAAUCAGCUUUCUGGGAGACUACCUCGUGAUAUGGAGACAUCCCCGACGGUCUCUCCGGUCUCUACGAUCUCCGCCUUAUCAACUUCUCCAGAAACUGGUUCUCCGGUCACCUUCCUUCCGACAUCAUCGGACGCUGCCCUUCCCUAA